Motacilla alba alba is the source of this 5898-nucleotide messenger RNA. RefSeq names its product chromosome 7 C2orf88 homolog (gene AKAP19). Lineage: Eukaryota; Metazoa; Chordata; Aves; Passeriformes; Motacillidae. The record is from RefSeq and is a predicted model, not a curated record. Gene Ontology annotation, molecular function: protein kinase A regulatory subunit binding. The transcript has 4 exons. Bases 579 to 842 code for a protein of 87 amino acids.
CUCCUUGUAAGAGAGUGCUCCAGAUCCCUCAUCAUUUUUGUGCCCUCUGCUGGACCCUCUCCAGCAGCUCCCGGUGUUUUUUGUACCGCGGAGCCCAGACCUGGACCCAGCACUCCAGAUGUGCCGCGCUAGGGCCGAGCAGAGGGGGAGGAGGAUUUAAAGGACGAGAAGCCAAUGAGAGGCGGCUUUCCUGCCUGGGAGCCUGGAGGAGGCGGCGGCGUCGGUGGGACGAGGGCCGGAUCCCGCGGGCACCGCCGGAGGAAGGGGCAGCCCGGCGGCCGGGGACCGUGCGCGGCGGGGCCACGCUUCCAGCAUGCUGCUCGCACGGACACCGCCCCGCCGCGCCGAGUCCCAGACGUGAAGCUUCUGUGCUCUCCUGGGGACGAGGGGACAACCUGUUAGAAGCAGACGUGGUUCUGAUUUCCUCGGAAGAAGCACAAAAGGAGAUGUUCUGUUCUUUGAAAAUAACUGGAGCCACUGGCAAGAAGCAGCGACGCUGCAUCGAACGAGGGAACCGCUUCCAGGUUAUCAAACCAUGCUGCUGAACUGAAUUUUGCAGCUGCAUCUUCCAGCGUACCAUGGGAUGCAUCAAAUCCAAGGCUGCCUUCCAAGGUUCCAGCGCUGUCCAGGAUGAGAGGAUCGGGGGAGGCGGCGAGGGGUGCACCGGGGAGAAGUCGUCGCUGCUGGCGGUGCAGGCGGAGGAGAAGGGCCCCUCGAGCGCCAUCGUGCUGGACUACGCGCACCGGCUGUCGCGCGAGAUCCUGGAGCAGGCCGUCAAGCAGUGGGCGGUGACCGAGAGCAAGUACAGCGACAUCCCCUUCAUCGAGAGCGACGUGCCCUGAGCCCUGCUGCCGGCACGGAGACGGCACCCCCAGCUGUCCUCUGAGCAUCGCCGUGGGCAGGUGUCUGCAGGGAGAGCCUGAGAAAAUCUGCCUUUUAGCAGGGAUUGCUAACAAACUACUUGGAUCGCAGUAGAUCCGGCUCAUCGAGCGUCGUUCGUUGUCAGCCACGUGUUGAGUGUACCGUCUCUUUGUGCGUGUCGGGUGUGAGCAGGAAUUGGCGUUAAAAGGAGGAUGAGAAGACUGUGGCUGCCCUGCACCUCUACAAGCACUGCCACAGAGGACAAAACGUGGAUUAUUUCUAUGUCCUGCAUAAAAGAUGGGAGGUCUGUCUGUAGGUGAGAUGAACUCUCUGUGCUUGGUGAAUUUGUCUGCGUUUCGCUGAAGUGAAAUCAAGGUCUGCAUGUAGCAAAGGUUACUGCUAUCAUAAAUUUUACUUUUGGUUCUGUGACCUAACUAAAUCUGUAAAAUCACAAAAUCAUGAAGGUGAUGGGAGGCACUUUGUAAACCCCAGUAGUAUUCAGGGAGCCAUUUGGAUGAUGAUGCUAUUCACCUUCCAGUGAAGUGAACCAGUGAGAAACGUGCCAGUGUCAAUAAGCAGUGCAUUAUCAUUAACAGAUGCUUCUGUAAAUGCAUGAGAGCUUGUCUCUAAAACCCUGUAGUAAGAUAGGUUAAUGACAUCUGGUCGCUGUGAUCAGACCAAAGCUGUUUGGUUUUUUUGGUUUUGUUUGGGGUUUUUUUGUGUUAGGGUGCCAGUUUGGGAGGAUUUGGUUUUGUCGUUUUGCUGUAACCCAGAGAGAUGUGCAAAAACUACUGACGGUAACUAGUGAGAGGAACCUCCAAAGGUGUGGCAGUGCUUUAGGACAGUUUGCUUCACGGCAGCUGUGGCUGCAUUACACUGCAAUUCCACUCUGUAGCACCACCCUUGGGACAGGACGUCUUCCUUCAGCUUCUGUAGGCUGCUGCUUCCCCAUGGGAAAACCUGUUGAUGGCAAUGCCAGCAGGAUUCCCAGCCCCGAGCAGUGCCCUGAAUGCAGAGUUAGGGACUGAGCCUUAGGCCCAAAGCUCAAGGGCUGUGUUCCUCCCCCAGUGCAUCCACACACAGACUCACAGCCUGAGCCACUGCCCUCACAGCUGGCGUUUGACACAUCAGGACACCCAUGGAUUAUUUUCAUUCACCCCAAAGGUACAAUGUUGCUGAUGUUUUAUACAAUGGAAAGGCCUUUUAACAGCUUGGCUUUUACCACUUGUUUGUUCCUUUCUCUGUGAUGCCCAGUUUAAAAGACAUCGUUCUUUUUCCUAGAUCAAAAUGUUUUCCAUUUUGUUUUCAUUUUAUAGAGAAAUGCUUUCCACACUGGCUAAAGCUGUUACUAUUUUUAAAAAGUACACAUAGUUCUAGUAAAUGAUCCAAAGCAUGAUUUUUCAAGCAAUGGGAAGCAAGCAGAAAGAGGACCAUGUCAAAUGCUGUAGACACUCUAUGAAUUGAGCUGCUUUGCAAAUGUUGCGACACAAACUUAGGUAUUUGAAAUUCACCGAUAUGGGGAAGUGAUUUUAUCAGGAAUGAAGGGUGAAAAAUGCUUCUCUGUGACACAGCACAAGGCUGCCAUUAAAUCCCAGAGACCAGACUGGAUUCCCAGUGAUUCCCUGCUAUUAAGGCUGUUCUCAGGCUUUUGCUGGAAAAGGGAACAAAAUCAGCUUAUGCUGUAAUGUCGUCCUCUUUGAAGUUACGUAGUCGUCUUCAAAUUCAUUUGCAAACUGGGACUAAGGUUUUAUGGUUGACUUAAAUUCUCCUGCUAAGAGUGAUGUUCCUUCAAGUUCUACAGCAUAUGGAGCAUUUGAUCACACUCUGUUUGCUCUAAAAUACCUCCAUAUAUUAGUGUGAGUUAGAAAGCAAAGCCAAAACACUGAUCAAGUCAGUACAUAUCAAUUGGAAAUUGCUUCAGCACAGUAUUAAAAAGAUUCAUAUUCUUAUUCUAGCUAAAAUAACACUUUUUAACAAAAAAGAAAAAAAAGGGCCAACCUUUCUAACACGAGUGUGGGCUUGAGAAUGUGAACACUGCUAACCACAGUAAUUAAAAUUAAAAAGCCAAAGCUGCACAGCCAUUGUUGGCCAGGCAGGCGAGGAGCAGGUAGAAAACUGCACUCACUGUCAGAGCACCUUGAGGCGCAUCUGCGCUGGCCCUCGUACAAGGCACUCACAGGCAGCGAGGUGUUGCAGUGCUUCCUGUAGCCACGCCUCAAAUCCUUCCUCUGGAUGCAGCCUUAGCACCUGGCACUCUUCAGGAAUAUCAGAUGCCCUUUUGGAAGCAGCUCCCCGCUGGCAGGCUGCCACCACAUGAUCCAUCAGCAGGCAGAGUUGUAACGCGGCCUGAGGUGCCACCACAGCAUCCCCUGUGAUCAGCACUCGCAUUUCCUUGGAGGAGGGGUCACCCAGGCACCCUGAACGUGCCCAGGGACUGCUCCCCGGUGGAGGGGCUGCCCUGCCUGCCCCAGAGCUGCCCCCAGGGUGGCUCAGCACCAGCUGCUUGGUGGCACAACCAGUCCCUCACCUGCAGCCAGCAACCUUGGCCCUCGCUGGUGCCUGAUGAUUCCAGCAGCUCCAGAGCGGCCCAAGUGCAAUUCCAGCUACUUGAGCAGCUUUCCAUGACACUGGCACUUCAGGGAAGGCACGCAGCAAAUGGAAAGCAAACAACAGGGAGACGGCUUCUCACCAGGAUAAUCAUCUCUUUUACAGGAUGCUGUCCUUAUAAAUAAUGCACUUACCCUUAAUAGAAAGGAAAUCUGUUCAGUGCUACUGUCUGGUGAGAGAUGGAGGGAGAUCUCUCUCCAGAGCUCUGCUGUACAUUUAAUAGGCACAAUACUAAUACAUUGUAAAAAUAAAGACUUCUUCACCAAAAUAAAUUCAUGCUAAGCUGUGCUAGAGUUUUAGAGCCACUGACAGUGAGUUUCCAGCUAAGUUACCAUUGAUUCUUUGACUUGAUUUUGUGUAAUAAAGGCACUCCAGUUUGGGACUGGCGUACUCUGCAAAACUGUUUUACUUCUAUUUAGGAGUUAAAAAUACAUUUGCUUUAUAUUUUCUCCAGGAAACAAGAUUAAUCUGAGUGGGUAUGAUGUGACUGACUUGGUAUUCUAAUAAUGGUUCAAAAGACAUUAACUGCAGCACAACUUUGUAAAGUUGACGUUUCUGGACUAAGGCACAUCAGUAUUCCCAAAUAAAACACACUACAGUAUAUUUUUACAAUAUUUUUUGUGGAAAAUAUUUUCUUGUGGACCAAAUAAAAUUCAACUUGCCAUCUGCUUGUAUGCCUUUUAUUUGAAAAAAACACAAGAUUGCAAAGAUUGGACAGGAUCUCAUUACCUUGAGCUUGGGAUAAUUCCUGUUCACAGAAAUUCUGGAAGCAACUGAACAUGCAAGUCAAAGUUUAUUAAUGCAUAAGUAUGUUCUUCCUAAGAUCUUGUACAAUCAGAGCAGCCAUGAAUCCCUACUCCCCGGGAAUCACUGUGUUUUUCAUUUAAUAUAGUUGGUUGAAAAUUGCUCCUUUCAUACAAAAAUAAUGGAAUUAUUAAGAUAACAAAUCUUUUAAAAAAAUUUAAAAUAGCAUUUUUUUAUGAAUGUAAAACAUACAAAAAUUUUAAAUAAUACAGGGCGAGGUUUGCACUUCUUAUGGGACCAGCUUGAGGCAGAAAGUCACGUGACACUUUCAGAAUUACCCCAGAGGUUUUAAUGAAAUCUCAAUUUUGGAACUACACUCAAGGACGGUCCCAUAACAAGUAUGUCCACAGUAACAUACACUUGCAGCUGAAAUUUUAACAAUUUCAUCUUACAAGACUCUAGUGCCAAAACAAGGUGCCAUUUUCUCUUGAUUUGGCUCUCCAUUUGCUCACCUCUGAUUUUUUGAAAGUCACUCUUGGUAGUUCACCUUGAUGCCUGAAUUUCCUGGCCUUUGUUUCCAGGCAACAGCUCCUAGAAAGGAAGGAGCCUUGAGCCACUGCAGGCCAUUGCUGUUGGUCAUAAAAACUGCCCAACGUUCAAAGCUCUGCAGUGGUUCUGCUGCAGCUCUGACUCUUUGAUUCCCCAGUGCUGGUUACUGACUGUGGCAUUUGAACAGAAGUUUUCUUCCUUUGGUCUUCAGAGAAGCCAAAAUUUGUACUUGUGACCUGCAUGUAAGUGUAGAAGUAAGCAGAAAGAAACGCUGCGGUGUGAUCUCACGAAGCAUAAAAAAGAAGGCGUAAUGUUGAAGAAAGAUUGUAGCUGUCUGUAUACAAAAGAAAAAAUCAUUUCCCUCCCACAAACACUUGUAUCAGGGGGUUCUGGUUAUGUUGUGUAACUUCAUGUAUUAUCAGCAUCAGAACCCCACCACCUUGAGUGCACUGGAAACUGCUGCUUGGUGUUCACAGCAAGGUUUGAGGCACUUGUUUCUUCACCACUCUAAGACCAAGAAAAACCAGCAAUUUUCUGAAAUGGUGAAAUACUGAUUAUGCAGUUGAAUCAGACAUAAUGACAUUUUAAAAAGUGGGCUAUGCAAGCAAAGAGAAGUGUGCUUCAGGCUCUGGCAAGAUUAUCACAUUUGAAGCAAUGUUUACAUCACACAGCAAGGCUGAAAAAUGAGAAACGUUUAAUCAAUAGAACAAUUUCUUGUUCUCAGACUAAUAAUGUAUCAUUCUGAGCUUUUAUUUAAAAGGAUAUUUAACACCAUGGAUUCUGUCUUGCAUUUUCCCUUGUAGCUCUGACUGCAUUGAAGGUUUAACCAUAUUUUAUUUUCAUUGUACACAGAAGAAUCUGUGGCACAAUCCCAAUUUACCAGAUCAGUGACAGAGCCAAGAACACAAAAGGUCCCUUGACUUUUUGCUUAUUAGGUCACCCCUUAAACUGUGCUCUUUUCCCCAAGGGCUCCUCCUAACCUAAGAGUUGAUGCAAAAAAUUAAAUGUUAAUCACUGUGUAAAGCAGUAAAAAUAAUGAUUUGCCUUGAAGUGAUUUUUCCCAUUAUUAAUCAGAGGUACAAUUAUUUUCUCAUUACAGAGAAUGUUCCUGAAUGCAAAAAAAAAAAAAAGAAAAAA